ACCGGUUGGAGCGCGUGCGUGACGACGGGCGCUGGACUACGGGGUGCCACGGGACUCCACAUGCACUCUCUCUCUCACACACUCACACCGACCCCCUGGGGGAAAACGGAUGAUCGUUUCUACCGUAUAAGGAUUAUACUUUUUAUUUUGUACUCUAUAUCACUUGGAACUAUUGUUACCAGAUAGAGAUAUGGAUAACUCGUACUGUUUCCUGGCCAUGUCCAUGCUGGUUCUGUCCCUCGGGUUUAGGAUAGAGGAGGGCAUGUGCCAACAUUACUACCUCCUCCGUCCCAUCCCCAGCGACACUCUCCCCAUAGUGGAGCUCAACGAGAACCCAGACCCUGUCCUGGAUCCGAAAGAACGGGACCUGAACGAGACCGAACUAAGAUCCAACUUGGGUAGUCACUUCGACCCCCACUUUAUGUCCAUCACACCGCCAGAGGACAAGUACUCGGGCAACGAGGACCUGAGCGACUCGGAGAUGCGUCAGAAGCCAUCCGUCGCGAUGCCCAAAGAGAUCAAAGCCAUGGAGUUUGAGAUCCAGCAAGGCAAGAAGCACAAGCCCAGUAAAAAACUCAGAAGAAGGCUGCAACUGUGGCUGUGGUCUUACACCUUCUGUCCAGUUGUUUAUACGUGGAACGACCUCGGGAACAGAUUCUGGCCACGCUACGUGAAGGUGGGGAGCUGCUACAAUAAGCGUUCUUGUUCGGUCCCUGAAGGGAUGGUUUGCAAACCUGCCAAAUCUGCCCAUUUUACGAUCUUAAGAUGGAGGUGCCUGCAGAGAAAGGGAGGUCUGAAAUGCGCUUGGAUACCAGUUCAGUACCCCAUUAUAUCUGAGUGCAAAUGCUCCUGCUCGAACUGAAAUAAACUUAAAUGAAUUUUUUGUGUUAUUAUUAUUUCUAAAAAUAAAAAAUCAUAGUUACAUGAUUGUUUUUUAUAUGCACUGCCAAGUGUAAGAAUGUAUAUUUUAUGUAUAUGUGGCGCCAUUUCAUUUUAUGAUGACACACUUUGUAGAAAGGUCAGUAUUAUUAUUACAAUAUAACCAGCAUCUACUGUAUUUGUUGAACAUAUCUUGAAUGUGAUGUAUCUUUAUAUUUAUAUUGAAGAAGAGCACUUCGCAUUGCGAACCAUUAAAAUACUGUUAUUGAAGGACUUU
Messenger RNA from Salmo salar (Atlantic salmon), 1156 nucleotides. It is a transcript of the gene nogg3, whose product is annotated as Noggin-3. Gene Ontology annotation, biological process: osteoblast differentiation; negative regulation of cell differentiation; negative regulation of BMP signaling pathway. NCBI's taxonomy places the organism in Eukaryota, Metazoa, Chordata, Actinopteri, Salmoniformes, Salmonidae. The record is from RefSeq and is marked provisional.